Molecule: messenger RNA, 1398 nt
Organism: Auanema sp. JU1783
Lineage: Eukaryota; Metazoa; Nematoda; Chromadorea; Rhabditida; Rhabditidae
Source: the annotation of a GenBank genome assembly
CUGGAAGCUCAUUCCACUGCUUUAUGUAUUAUGACAACGUUUAUUCUCAUAUUUCUGAGUAUCCUGCUCUCCUUCACAUCCAUACAAGCUGAGCUAGCUUCAUACUGUCCUAAGGCACAAGUUCACGGUAAGCCAGUGGAAGAUAACUGUGAGAAAGCAUCUGAUCCUAACAAGCUCAAGAAGUCUGCUAUUGAGAAAUGGUUUACAAAGGAGAUGUUCAAGGAUCUUUUUCCAAAAUCAAAUAUUGGUUUGGGACCUCAUGAAUGUCUUCCCUAUUCGUAUGAGUCUUUUGUCAUAGCUGCUCGAUAUUUUCCAGAGUUUGGAAAUGAACAUCCCUCUAAGAAUUUCAAACCAGAAGAACAUCAUCGCAGAGAUUUAGCUGCCUUCUUUGCUCACGUUUUGCAAGAGACAGGAGAGAACAACUUGGGAAUCUACUACAACACUACCUUAACUGAUGCAGAGAAAGCCGAAUGUUUUUAUCGAGGAGGGUUCUAUAACUGGUUUGAACGAGGACCAACUUCUGACUUUCUUCAUCCUUCAUUUCCUGGUUAUUCUGUGAAAGAUGGCAAACGUUGUGUGGAAGAAGCGAGAUACUGCAAAGAAGAUCCUUUACUUCAAUAUUGGUAUCCAUGUAACCAACAGACUGAGUCACAUUCAAACCAGACUUUCUAUAAAGGAUGCUAUUUCGGUAGAGGACCUUUACAGCUUUCUUGGAAUUACAACUAUGGUUUGUUUCAACAGUUUCUCUUAACCAAGAAUAUUGAAGUAGAUCUGUUGAACAAUCCAAACUUGGUUCUCACUAAAAUGGACCCUCCACUUGCUAUGAUAGCUUCACUUUGGUUUUACAUGACACCUCAACCACCUAAACCCUCUAUGCACAGCAUUGUCAUAGGUGACUGGAGACAAUCAGCUAAGAAUCGUCGAGCAGGUUUUUCUGGUCCAGUCUUUGGUCCAACGAGCUUGGUUAUUAAUAAUGAGUGCGGAGGAGAAGACUCGGAUGAACCUGGCGGACCAGGAGAAUCACGAAGAAUCAAAGCUUUCAAAUGGUUUUGUAAAUAUUUCAAAGUUCCGCACGGUCCGGAACGAAGCUUAAGUUGUCGAGGAAUGCUGGAUAACUUCGACGCCGUUCAACACGGAUACUCGUGGCAUCCUGAUUGGGGUAACAUGUGGAAAUCUCAAGUGUGCGACUGUGCUCCAGCUCCAUAUGGAGGCCCGUUGCCUUACUAUGCACCUAAGGUUUAUCCAAAUCGUUACACAAAGGAAAAUGAUAGAAACAGACUACGAUGUGUGUUCAGCCUUUACGAUGAUCCAGAUAUGUUCCGUCUGACAACAGACAAUUCACCUUGCCUCAAACACAAGCCAAGAAUAAAAUUAACAAAGACAGGGCUCAAAGUAUAA